Fomitiporia mediterranea MF3/22 is the source of this 1272-nucleotide messenger RNA. RefSeq names its product CMGC/MAPK protein kinase. Lineage: Eukaryota; Fungi; Basidiomycota; Agaricomycetes; Hymenochaetales; Hymenochaetaceae. Gene Ontology annotation, biological process: protein phosphorylation; intracellular signal transduction. The transcript is spliced from 13 exons. The coding region runs from base 1 to 1272 and encodes 423 amino acids. Gene Ontology annotation, cellular component: cytoplasm; nucleus. Gene Ontology annotation, molecular function: MAP kinase activity; ATP binding. The record is from RefSeq and is a predicted model, not a curated record.
AUGUCCAAUGAUGGCCAUCUUUGGCUCGGUCCACUAUCAGGCUUCCAAUAUUCGUCUUAUAGUCUGGGGGACGCGGAUGCGAUUCCAGCGCAACUCAACUCACUCUGUGUUCUAUCCUUCCUGCUCGCACUAGCUCGCACCUCCUGUAGCAAACGUCGUCUGGAAACUGACAUGAUCUCCCGCGGAACAAAGUCGAAAAGGCCUCUUCCCACGUUUGAAGUCGGUUCGGAUUAUCGCAUACUUCAUGUUUUGGGAGAGGGCGCGUACGGCACAGUCGUGGCUGCCCUCCACGAACCGUCUGGAACUCACGUCGCGAUCAAGAAGAUCUUGCCAUUCGAUCACACCCUGUUCUGCCUCCGAACGCUUCGAGAACUCAAGCUCCUCAAGUUCUUCUCACAGACGGCGGUCAAUGACAACAUUAUCUCAAUCCUGGAUAUCAUCAAGCCACCGUCAUUGGAUGAUUUCAAAGAAGUCUAUUUCGUUCAAGAACUCAUGCAAGCGGAUCUUCACCAAAUAAUUCGGACACAACAUCUCACGGACGACCACUGUGAAUAUUUCAUAUACCAAAUCCUUCGAGCUAUCAAAUCGAUGCACAGCGCCGACAUCGUACACAGGGACCUAAAGCCAGCAAAUAUCCUUGUCAAUCAGAAUUGUGAUCUCAAAGUAUGUGACUUUGGACUUGCCCGAAACGCCCACACUGGCACUCCAGCAGGCGAGUCUGGACUCAUGACUGAAUAUGUCGCCACGAGAUGGUAUCGCGCUCCAGAAAUAAUGCUCUCCUUCAAGAUGUACACGAAGGCCAUAGACCUGUGGGCAGUCGGAUGCAUCCUUGCUGAAAUGAUGAUGGGGAAACCAUUGUUCCCUGGUCGAGACUACGGGCAUCAGCUUGACCUUAUCCUCGAUGUUAUCGGCACACCAACUCUUGAGGAAUAUGCCGGAAUCACCUCCCGCCGCUCUCGUGACUACAUUCGUGCACUCCCGAUUCGUAGACGCAAACCACUUAUAUCGCUCAUACCGAGCGCGACUCCUUCCACAAUUGACUUCUUAUCUAACACGCUCACAUUUGACCCAAAGAAACGGAUGACUAUAGAAGAAGCACUCCGCCAUCCUUACGUUGCAGCAUAUUACGACCUAAAUGACGAACCUGAAUGUUUCCCCAUGGACCCAGAAUACUUCCACUUUGAUACCCAAAAAGAGAUGCUCGGCAAAGCCCAGUUAAAAGAGCUACUGUACGAGGAGAUCCAGUCGUUCACACCGACCCUCGGACAAUAG